Molecule: messenger RNA, 906 nt
Organism: Didymosphaeria variabile
Lineage: Eukaryota; Fungi; Ascomycota; Dothideomycetes; Pleosporales; Didymosphaeriaceae
Exons: 2
Coding region: 1-906 (301 amino acids)
Molecular function (GO): oxidoreductase activity, acting on the CH-OH group of donors, NAD or NADP as acceptor
Source: RefSeq, a predicted model, not a curated record
AUGUCCAGACCCGAGCAUUCGCGAACCUUCUCUGCCACGAACCUGAGCAGCGGCUCGGGUUCGCGUGCACUGCAAGGACGAGUCGGCAUUGUUACUGGAGCAAGCAGAGGCAUUGGCGCCGCUAUUGCGCGCAACCUUGCCAGCAAGGGCCUGAACCUCGUCUUGAACUAUACGUCCGAUUCCUCCGAGAAGAUCACCCAGGAGCUCGCCGAAGAGCUGCAAUCCCGGCAUGGCGUCAAGGCCAUCAUCGUCCAGGCGAACAUGGGCGAUGAAAACGGUCCGAAGCACAUUGUAGAAGUUGCGAAGAACAACCUUUCUCAUCAAAAAACUGGCAAAUUCCAGAUCGAUGUCAUCAUCAACAACGCUGGUGUCGCGGGUAAUAAUAGGAUCGAGACAAUAAACUGCGAGGACUUUGCACGGCAGUACAACAUUAAUGUGCGAGGACCGUUACUCUUGCUGCAGGCCGCCUUGCCAUAUCUGCCCAACGAUCGAUCCGGCCGCAUCGUGAACCUUUCAUCUGUCAGUUCUUCGCUUGGAUACGUCAGCCAGAGUGUCUACGGUGGCACGAAAGCUGCCCUCGAGGCCAUGACACGGACAUGGUCCCGCGAGCUUGCUGAACGCGCAACCGUGAACUCAGUCAACCCUGGGCCAGUCGCUACCGACAUGUACGGUACCAAUGACGAAUCGUUCAUCAAUUUCAACCGGCCGUUCCUGCAAAGCACCCCCUUGGCCACACCCAGGAAGGAGUUUGAGGGCGACAAGACGGAGUACUACGGAUCUGUAGGCGGAAGACCAGCUUAUAGCGAAGAGGUAGCUGGCGUUGUCGGUAUGCUUUGCCUACCGGAAGCAGCAUGGACCACGGGCAGCGUGAUCUGCGCGAAUGGAGGCAUGAGGUUUAGUUUCUAG